Piliocolobus tephrosceles (Ugandan red Colobus) is the source of this 3407-nucleotide messenger RNA. RefSeq names its product arylsulfatase family member K (gene ARSK). Gene Ontology annotation, molecular function: glucuronate-2-sulfatase activity; arylsulfatase activity. The record is from RefSeq and is a predicted model, not a curated record. NCBI's taxonomy places the organism in Eukaryota, Metazoa, Chordata, Mammalia, Primates, Cercopithecidae. The coding region runs from base 206 to 1666 and encodes 486 amino acids. The transcript is spliced from 8 exons.
AAAAGAGGGGAUUUCUCUGUUGCGCAUGUGUGCGCUCUCAGCCUGAUGGGAGUUGUAGUUCUGCGGGUGAAGUCCGACGUUACUAUCAAGAAACCAAACUGCAAGCUUUGGGAGUUGUUCGCUGUCCCUACCGUGCUCUGCUAGGGAGAGAACGCCAGAGGGAGGCGGCUGGCCCGGCGACAGGCUCUCAGAACCGCUACCAGCGAUGCUACUGCUGUGUGUGUCGCUGGUCGCAGUCUCGGCGCUAGCGGUACAGGCCCCAGGAGCAGGGGAGCAGAGGCGGGGAGCAGCCAAAGCGCCCAACGUGGUGCUGGUCGUGAGCGACUCCUUUGAUGGAAGGUUAACAUUUCAUCCAGGAAGUCAGGUAGUGAAACUUCCUUUUAUCAACUUUAUGAAGGCACGUGGGACUUCCUUCCUAAAUGCCUACACAAACUCUCCAAUUUGUUGCCCAUCACGUGCAGCAAUGUGGAGUGGACUCUUCACUCACUUAACAGAAUCUUGGAAUAAUUUUAAGGGUCUAGAUCCAAAUUAUACAACAUGGAUGGAUGUCAUGGAGAGGCAUGGCUACCGAACACAGAAAUUCGGGAAACUGGACUAUACUUCAGGACAUCACUCCAUUAGUAAUCGUGUGGAAGCAUGGACAAGAGAUGUUGCUUUCUUGCUCAGACAAGAAGGCAGGCCCAUGGUUAAUCUUAUCCAUAAUAGGACUAAAGUCAGAGUGAUGGAAAGGGAUUGGCAGAAUACAGACAAAGCAAUAAAUUGGUUAAGAAAGGAAGCAAUUAAUUACACUGAACCAUUUGUUCUUUACUUGGGAUUAAAUUUACCACACCCUUACCCUUCACCAUCUUCUGGAGAAAAUUUUGGAUCUUCAACAUUUCAUACAUCUCUUUAUUGGCUUGGAAAAGUGUCUCGUGAUGCUAUCAAAAUCCCAAAGUGGUCACCUUUGUCAGAAAUGCACCCUGUAGAUUAUUACUCUUCUUAUACAAAAAACUGCACUGGAGGAUUUACAGAAAAAGAAAUUAAGAAUAUUAGAGCAUUUUAUUAUGCUAUGUGUGCUGAGACAGAUGCCAUGCUCGGUGAAAUUAUUUUGGCCCUUCAUCAAUUAGAUCUUCUUCAGAAAACUAUUGUCAUAUACUCCUCAGAUCACGGAGAGCUGGCCAUGGAACAUCGACAGUUUUAUAAAAUGAGCAUGUAUGAGGCCAGUGCACAUGUUCCGCUUUUGAUGAUGGGGCCAGGAAUUAAAGUCGACCUUCAAGUAUCAAAUGUGGUUUCUCUUGUGGAUAUUUACCCUACCAUGCUUGAUAUUGCUGGAAUUCCUCUGCCUCAGAACCUGAGUGGAUAUUCUUUGUUGCCAUUAUCAUCAGAAACAUUUAAGAAUGAACAUAAAGUCAAAAACCUGCAUCCACCCUGGAUUCUAAGUGAAUUCCAUGGAUGUAAUGUGAAUGCCUCCACCUACAUGCUUCGAACUAACCACUGGAAGUAUAUAGCCUACUCGGACGGCGCUUCAGUAUUGCCUCAACUCUUUGAGACGGAGUCUCCCUAUGUUGUCCAAGCUUGUCUCAAACUCCAGAACUCAAGCAAUCCUCCUGUCUCAGCCUCCCAAAGUGCUCAGACUACAGGUAUGAGGCAUAGAACCUGGCCUAACCCAAUUUUUAAAAAAUUUUAACGUUAAAAAUCUGAGUCUUAAAUAAUUAUUGGGUCAAAAAAUUAUAAUUAGAUGCUAUUUUAAAUGUAAUAAAAAUGAGAAAAUUUAGAUCAGUCAUUUAGGAUGGCAUGGUUACAGACAAAAAUAAGAACAUUUAGAAAAAUAUAUGAUACAACCAAAACUAUACUCAGAAUAAUAUUAUUAGCCUUAAACUUUUUAUUAUUAAGGGAAAUUUAAAAACUGUUCAAUGUUAAAAGUUAGAAAAAAUAUCCAUAAAUUUUGCAAUAUUUAUGGUGAAGUUUUGAUAUCCUUAAAUAAUGGUUUGAGAUCUGUAUUUCCACUUAGAAUAGACAAAGAUGCAAAGGAAUACUGCUCCCAUGUUAACAACAACCACAAAAAGAAAAAAAUAAAGCCAGAAAAUCUACAAAAUCAAAACUUUUCUUGAGCCCAUCAGAGAAAGGAGAUUGCCAGGCAAUAGGUGAACUGAAUUCAAAAAAGGUGGCAAGCACCUCCAAGGACAGGUGAGACCUUUGACAGAACACAGGAGGAAAAACUCAUAGGCAAAAAAGGGGGUAAAAAAGCAAUUGAUGCUUUGACAUAUACUUAAAGGCCAAAUGUAUGUGAAAAUAACAGUAGAAACUCUGGGAACCCCCCAGACAUGGUGUGCCCACUGACUAACCGGCUUUCUUUCACGGACUCAACCUGGUACUUAAUGAGAAAGAUUGGGACAGAGCAGAAGACCUGAUGGAGCUCCCUUAGUAGGACGGGUGUAUAGACAGAGUGGCUGCCUCUUGAGGACAAGCACAAAACCCAGAACUUUUUGUCAUACAAAGUAAAACACAUCUGCCACUGGGGCAGAUCAGAAAACCCUCUCACCCCUAGUCCUCAGCAAAAGGUCAACUGUCACUGGGGAGGGGCAGAUUACAGCAAAAGCUAUCACUGCUGGGGAAGAUGGAGAAACCUAAUCAUGCCCAGAAUCUUCGUUACAAAGCAAAGGUUUCUCACAAAAGGGACAAGACCAGGAAACUUGCUCUUGGAAGUUAAGAGACAGAAUUCAGCUGCCAUAGAGGGAAGGGACAGGAUUAUGGGGAAACUCCCACGCUUGAGGCUCAGGCCCCCAGGGCCUACGUAAGACGAAAGUUGGAACAGGAAGGCCAGGAAAGCCACCCUGCCCCCACCAUGGGCAACAAACAGCACAAGACUUCUGGGAGAGGGGCAGAAGCCUGGAGAGAAACAUCCCCAUCCCCUCCGCCACUCUGGUGGCCAAGUAUGAAGGGCCAGCUGAAAGUUGGGGAUGGAGCAGAAACACUGAGAAAAACCUUCUAGCAUUCUAGGCCUCAUAGGAAAUGCAAGAUGUCAGUAUGGAGGAAUAUGAAGUCAGUAGUAUAAUAAUGAUAACCAUAGCAACAACAAAACCUAAACCUAGCUCAACUACUGAUUAGAUUUACCACCCUGGUAGCCUGAUGGGUAAAGAGGCAUGGCUAUUUUCAGAAGUAAACACUAUUUACAUCAGUCACUCUUAUUCUUUUACAUAUAAUGUCUGGCAUUCAGUAAAACUUACAAGGCAAAAGAGUAAAAAAAAAAAAAAAAAAAAGCCAAUUUUUAAGAGAGAAAGCAGUAAACAGAACCAGACUGAGAGAUGGCCCAGAGGCUGAAACUGCCAAAGUAACUUUAAAAAUGCUAUGAUUAAUACGUUAAAGGAUAUAGUGGAAAAUAUGGACAACAUGCAUGAACAUAUACAGAAUUUCAGCAGAGAUGGAAA